This is a messenger RNA of Ruditapes philippinarum (Manila clam), 1580 nucleotides long. Its product is annotated as isatin hydrolase-like. Lineage: Eukaryota; Metazoa; Mollusca; Bivalvia; Venerida; Veneridae. Gene Ontology annotation, molecular function: arylformamidase activity. The record is from RefSeq and is a predicted model, not a curated record. Bases 174 to 1049 code for a protein of 291 amino acids. The transcript has 4 exons.
GUUCCGAUUGAAUAAUUUCUUGGCUUAGAUAAUGUUGAUGUAGGCUUUAUGCAUUUAAAGUGAUAGAAAAAUAUACACCUUAAAUUGCAUGUGUAGUAGCAGUAGUUGUCGUUGUGUUGAUAUAUAGUGGAAGUACAAAUUAUUCAAUUUAAACGAAGAUUUUGAGAAGGACAAUGCAUUUUACGUUGAUAUUAACGCUGAUGCUGUUAUCAGUCAUUAACGAGGAGCCUGUGAAUGCCGUAGAUUUCAAGGUGGUUGACCUUACUCAUGUACAGGAUUUAAGUACAAUAUACUGGCCGGGAAACCCCAAAUACAACUUCACUGUGCUUUCCCGUAACAGAAGCGCAAAUGGAUAUUGGUAUGAAUCAAACUCAUUUCAAACAGCAGAACAUGGAGGAACUCAUCUUGACGCACCUGCGCACUUUGCUGAGGGAAAGAAUAGACAACAUCAAAUUCCAAUGGAAAAAUUAGUAGGCCCAGGAGUUGUAAUUAAUGUAAAGACAAAAGUAUCUAAAAACCCCGACUACCGAGUAAUAACCGAUGACUUGAAAGAUUGGGAAACCAGGAAUGGAAUGAUUCCAAGUGGAGCAGUUGUAAUAAUGAAUUCUGGAUGGACCUCAAAAUACCCAAACAAAACGCUCACGUUCGGAAGUCAAACACCUGAUGACUCAAGUACCUUUCAUUUUCCUGGAUGGCAUGAAGAUGCAAUCGACUGGUUGAUUAAAAAUAGACAAAUCCACGUGGUCGGUGUAGACACACCUUCCACCGAUUACGCACGAUCUACGACGUAUCCUGUGCACGUUUUGCUCGGAUUAGCGGAUAUUCCUGGCGUUGAAAAUGUCGCGAAUCUGGACUUAAUCCCGGAAAGUGGAUCUAUCAUUUACGUCGCUGCAAUUAAGUUAUAUGACGGAAGUGGGGGACCUACAAGGGUGUUUUCUACUUUUGUAGAAAAUGGUAUGACAGGUUCAUCGUCGCCAUUAUGUUCAAGCAUUAUCAAUUUCAUACUUACAAUUGUUUUUGGUCUCGUCAUCUACAGUGCAUUCAGAUAAAUGUGAAAGAAAAAGUUUACUUGUAUAUGUUACCUAUGAUUUUGAAAUGCAAAAUAUGAAAGUACAUUUAUUAAUUUAUCAAGCAUGUAAUGCAAUCGGAUCUCGGCUAUUAUUGAUAAUAACCUUGGACUUAAAACGAAUUGAAGGUGGUUUUAAAUGUAAAAAGAAACAGAGGAUGUAAUCUUUGAUGAUGUGUAACGAAUGUAUUUGUUUGACAUCCAAAGGAAAAUAAAGUCUAUUUCGGUAAAAUCAUGAUUGAAAAUAUGUCUGACAAUCAUAAUCUAUUUAAAAAUGCCCACUGAUGUCAUUCCAUAGACAUUCUGCACUUUCAGUUUAUACAACCAAGAUAAUAUGUAUAUAAAUAAUGUACUGUUUACUUCUAUAUCUAUAAAUUUAGGUGAACUUUUAUUCGAUAUAUUGAAGUAAACCUCAGAAUUUAAAUUAUUAUUUUUUUUACAUGUUUUGUUUUGACCACAUUAACGCAAUCGUUAAAUGUAUUCUUAAUACUGUGUUCGAUGGCAUUAUCCUAAA